Helicoverpa zea (corn earworm) is the source of this 4798-nucleotide messenger RNA. Its product is annotated as vitellogenin-like. The record is from RefSeq and is a predicted model, not a curated record. Lineage: Eukaryota; Metazoa; Arthropoda; Insecta; Lepidoptera; Noctuidae. The coding region runs from base 55 to 4641 and encodes 1528 amino acids. The transcript is spliced from 7 exons. Gene Ontology annotation, molecular function: lipid carrier activity. Gene Ontology annotation, biological process: lipid transport.
AUCAGUAGUGUGCUCGACUGCCGCACUGAACAAGACCAAAGGCAAACCCGGGAUAUGAAAUUAGUAUUUUUGACGGCGUUCAUCGCCGCCGUCGCGGCAAGUCCGGUGGUAGAGAACGCGAAAUGGCCGUGGCUGGUGGGACAGCAAUAUACCUAUGACGUACAGACCUUAGGAUGGACCAAAUUCGAAAACAGCAACAGCACUGGCAGUGGCUUCUCAGCCAAGCUGGUCAUCCGCGUCAAGGCCCCAGGUCAACUCGUGGCCAAGCUUCUGAACCCUUCAUACGGCCAAUUCAACCAGCCCUUCGAGCUUAACGAUGAUGUCCCUGAGUUUGAGGUUGAUGAACUCAACCAUCUAGACCAACCCAUCGAGAUCUUCGUCGACGGAGGCCGUGUUCUCUCCCUGAAAGUACCCUCAACACUUUCUGCUUACAACGAAAACUUAUACAAGGGUCUUAUCAGUGCCCUGCAAGUCGACUUGUCCACCACCGGCCAUGUCCACAAUUUCCCCAGCAGCUAUGACAAGGAAAGCUUCCAAGGUCUCUUUAAAAAGAUGGAAACCGACGUCACUGGUGAGUGUGAAACUUUAUACACUGUUUCACCUUACUCUGCUGAAGUGCGCCGUUUGUUGCCCGACUUUGCUGAAGAAGAGGACGUAGUCGAGGUUGCUAAGAGCAAGAACUAUGGUGCUUGCAACAGAGAACGUGGUGUUGCCUAUGGUUUGCCUGAGGGCGCUGUGUGGCAAGGAAUUGCUGAAGGUAACGAUGAGAAACAGUUGAUCGACCACUCUUCUCAAGGACGCAUUAUUGUUGGCAAGAAGGGAUCAAUCUACAAAGCUGAGGUUUUGAGCUCCGUGUUUGUCAACCCACUUCUGUUCGGAAAACAGAAAGCUGAAGUCUACAGUUAUGUCUCGCUCUCGCUGUCUUCUGUCGAGAAAGUAGACGACACUGAAUGGAAGAACGCUGCAGAACUACGUGAAGUAGAUUCCCUUCUGUACGUCGACAGCGACGCAUCUUUCCCCACUCUUGAAAACGCUGUUGUCAACGCUCAAAGAGUGCUCCAAGGUAUCACUCCUUUGCUCCAAGAUCCCAGCAACCUUUCAAAGAAUGAUUUCCUUACCAAGUUCAACACCCUCGUUCGUCUCAUCAUGUCUAUGGAGCCAAAACAACUGGCUAAAUUGACUAGCAGUGUUGAUGUUGCCAAGUCAUCAAACAAUGCCGCUAAGAGUAACAUGUGGAUUAUCUACCGUGAUGCAGUUGCACAAGCCGGCAGUAUUGCAGCGUUCAAAGAAAUCCAGAACUGGAUUCUUAGCAAAAAAAUUCAAGGCGAAGAAGCCGCUGAGGUUAUUGCUUCCGUAGCCAGCAGCCUUACCUUCCCCGUGAAAAGAAACGCGGAAGAAUUCGUCGAACUCGCUUUCAACCCUGUGGUUGUCGAACAAAAGUAUCUUAACACUACUGCUUUAUUGGCUGCCACUAAAUUCGUUCGUACGAGCAAACAAAACAUUGUUGCGGUUGAAAAGGUCAUCCCACGUCUCUCCGAGGAACUGAAAAAGGCCGUCGAAGCCGGCGACAGCCACAAAGCCCAAGUUUACAUCAGAAGUCUUGGUAACUUAGCUAUCCCUGAAAUUCUAGAGGUCUUCGCUCCUUACCUAGAUGGUACCAUUCCUACCAGCAAGUACCUCCGCAUCCAAAUUGUCAUCAGUCUUAAAACCUUAGCUAACUUGAAGGAUGACUUCGUACGCGCUGUGCUAUUCAGCCUGUUGAAGAACACCGCUGAACCUUACGAAGUCAGGGUAGCUGCUGCCCUCAACAUCUUCUUGUCUUUCCCCGACGUCGACAUGCUGCGUUUGAUGGCUAUCAUGACACAGUACGACCCUAGCACCCAAGUUCGUGGAGUACUUGCUACCAGCAUUGGUUUUGCCGCUAACCUGAAGGACCCACGUUUUGCUGAGCUCGCUAAGAACGCUCAAAGCGUAUUGAAGUUCGUCGCCAAAGAGAAAUAUGGAUACCGCUACUCAGGUGACAGUAUCAUUGAUGAGUACACCAACAACGAAGAAAUCGCCCACUUCAGGGAGCUGUCCUUUAUCGGCAGUGUUAACAAUGGCCUGCCCGUCUACCAAAGAAACGCCCUGAGAUUGAGAGGCACUGGACUGACCGAAGAAAACUGGUUCACCCUGUCCGUGUCCGAUGUACAACGUUUAUUCGACUUCAUUAAGGACUUCCUUUUCGUAAACAACCAACCGAAAACUGAACUGAAAUUCUCAGCCAAAGAGGUAGCUGAAAAACUGAACAUCAAACGUGAUUCCUUCAAACCUGUUGAAGCAGCUUACUUCCUUGACAACUUGAACCAGCAAAGGCUUUUCACAUUCUCCGAAUCGGAAUUCGCCGCUUUGUUCAAACAAUUUGAGUCUGUCGCCGCCAAACUGUUGACGGGUGUUGAGACACAGUUCACCAAGGUGAUCGUUGACAAGCAAGUAACAGUUGUUUUCCCCAUCGCUUCGGGUUUGCCUUUCGUCUUCACAUACAGUGAACCCAUUGUUUUCAACCUACAAGCUAAGGCUAGCUCAAAAUUGGCAUACAACUUGAAUGUUGACGUUAACUUUACCUACGCAAGAAACUUGGAUGGAAGUGCUGGAUUCUUCGAUUCGUUUACUGGAACAUUCGCCACAAGUGGUGUUGUCAACAAGCUGCAAUUCUACAUUCCUGCUAAGUUCAACGUCAAAGGAAAGUCUGGAGACAUUAAACUGGCAUUUGAACUUCCCGAAAAUGACGUUAACCUCUUCCAUUUGAGUGUGUCGCCCUACGUUUCAAGGCCACUUUUGCUUUCUCCAGUCUCAAUCUUCGAGGAUGAAGAUACCUACAUUGUUGAGCGCACUAAAAAUGUUGUGUCCGUUGACGCUCGUUUUGCCGAACUUGCUGGUGUUGGACUGUACCUGAACGGACACUCAUACUCAACUGAUUAUAAUAAAUUAUUUGAUGCUGAUAUUCUGACCAACGUGCGCGACUUACUGUACCAGAAAGAUAUCGCUUGCACCAAUUUCGACCUGAAAUAUGUAGCUAAGGACACCAAAAACAAGGAAGUUACUACAACAAUCUUCUAUGAAACUAAAUACAACCAGAAAGUGGCCGGUGAAUUAGGCGCAGCUGCCAUCAUCCCCAAUGACAUCGCUUUAAACAGUGACAAGCGUCGCCAGGAGCUGUCCAAGCGCGUCGCAUCAGGCAUUGAGGCCGCUAAAGUUCGUCUCCUUGAUGUUAGCACCGUGUUCGAUGGCCAAGCGAAAACAGAGUUCGUAUUCACUGGCGCAUGGGCCAACAGUGUAUCUGACAACAAAGUGCAAGCCGCUAUUUUCGCUAGUGGUUCGGAACAAGUAAAUGCCGUAUUCAAGUUAAUCAAGCCUAAGAUUGCCCCCCUGAAUUUUGAAGACGCCAUCAAUAACGAAAUCAAAGUUCAAUACGAAGCCGACUUCAAAUUUGGAACGUCUGACAACAUCAAACUUAAAGGUACCGGUGAAAGAAGCAACGAAUACACCCAAAGGUUGGUAAGAGAUCCCCUGGCUCAAGAAUGCGUGGAAGAUUUAACCACCAAAAAUAACUUCUACCAAAAGAGCUGCUACAAACUGAUCUUGAAGGCACACGCCCCCGAUCACUUCAAAGCCACUGUUUCAUACAAAGAGAUUAACCCUGCUUUAGUGCAGGCUACUGAUGCCCUGUACGAGGUCUACAAACAUUUCACCACUUGGAAUGAAGAAGAGGACUACACAAAGACUCUCAAGGAUGGUACCAUCGAACUUGAAGCUAAGGCAUACUACUACGACAACUACAUCGAUUAUAAAUUUAAUACUAAAUAUGGAGUUUUCGAAAUCAACCACGCUGAGGGUCGGUCUCACUACCCCUACACCAUGGCUAUCUACGCACCUACUACAAACUGGGAGCGUUCCUACAACUGGUUCACUGGCUACCAAACUAUGCCCUACUGUGUCGUGGACACCAGCGAGAUCCACACCUUCAGCGGCCGCAACUACGGCUACAGCCUCACCGGAUCCUGGCACGCAGUGAUGCUCGACGAGAUCAACCAGUUUAACAAACUCGUGAUCCUCGCCAGAAGACCCAAAGAAAACGAGGAGGAAAUCUACUUCUCUUACACAACCCCAUCUGGUAAAUACCUGGAAGCGUACAUCACACCUGAUGGUGUUGAGGUACAGACCGAUGCUUUAAAGCUGACAGAAGAUGACCAGGACCACACCAUUUACUGGGACAGCGCUUCUGAUUCUGUCCUCUUGGAGUACUACCCUGUUGCCAAAGGCAUUCAAGUAUUCACCAUCGACGGUGAAGCUAUUCGCAUUGUGUAUGACAACCAGAGGCUGGUGAUCUUCACUGCUGAACACCGCAGCACCACCAGGGGUAUCUGUGGCCAGAGCUCCUCUGAGGACCGUGACGACUACCUGACUCCCUACGGCCUGGUCGACGCUGACGGCCUUUACGGUGCGUCCUUCGCUUUGAGCACCGAGGAUAGUGAUCCUAAGACUGAGGAGCUGAAGAAGGACGCUAAGCUGAAGGCGUACCAGCCUGUCACCAAGUACACCAACAUCCUCCGCUCUGACGCCGAGUGGAGCAAGGUUGCCAACGAAUCCGUUAAGGAAUAAAUUAUUCGAGAAAUCGAUCACAAAAUGUAAUCUACCAACGUUUUUGUAAAUAGAUACUACAAAUAUAAUAUCUGCGUAACAGAUAGUGAGAUGCCAGAUACAUUAAUUUAUGCUAUGAGACUGGACUUGAUAAUAAAAAAGCAUCAUUAAUAAUUUA